AGUAUCAGUGCACCUCCUCUCGCCCCACCGGCCGUCUGGAGCUCCACAAGACUCUGGAGCUCCACAGGAGCGCGUCUCCUCCUGCGCCUCCAACAUCUGGUUCACAGAGACACACAGCUGGAAGACAGUCUGGGAGCUCCUCUUUAUCAGCAAGGUGAGGAAGAGGAAGAGUAGGAGGAGGAGGAGGAGAGGAAGAGGAGGCAGACAGACAGACAGCAGCAGUAUCUUGGCGCAUUGGAGCUUAUGGAUUAUUGAGAAGUGGAGGCCGAAACGCGGAUCAAAUAUUCAUAAGGACUUUUUCAGGAGAAAACCCGGACAGAGCAGAGAUUCCCUGCAGUGAUUCACCUGCCGCUCCAGCUGACCGGAGAGCGGAGAACCGGCGCCGCCGCUGCUGCUGGAGGAGGAUUCCGCAUCUGAGAGUGUUUGGACAGGAGCCCCCGCUGCAGUACUUCUCCUGCUGCACGGGGACCGGGAUGCCACCGACCUGCUGACGGACACCCGGUAUCCGCACCCCCCCCCCCUCUGCUCUGCUCUCCUCCUCCCGGACGGACGGACGCACCGACCCCUGUCCCCACUAAUAUGCAAUGGUUUUUUGUGCAGAAGCCGACAGCUGCCGCGUACCGCCGACUUCACGCUAGCGCCGCCGCAUGCCUGUCCGCCGCUGCCGCUCCUCUCCCCGCGCCGCGCGGCAGACGACGCCAUUUGAAGAGGAGCGCUCCGGGGCUUUUGACGCCGCGGCGGCCGGGCGGCAGCAGCAGCAGCAGCGACCGAUCCUCCCCGGCUGAGGACCGCCGGCCGCUGGGGCAGCCGGAGCAGGCGGAGGACACCGAGGGGAGAAGCGCCGCUGCGGUCGCUCUUUUCCUGCCGCACGGGGACGACGUCGACGCGGAAUACGUGCGGUUGGUGGUCUCGGAGCUGGUGGGAGAAGCGGGCGAGAAACCGGGCGAGGAGCCGGGCUUCCUGCUCUUAUUCCUGUCUAUGGUGCAGAUUGGGGGGCAAGGCAAGCACCGCCGAACUGAGCCCAACAGCUGGCCGGCUCUGCUGGCAUGCAAACAGGGGGGCGUAGCAGCCCCCAUGCGGUGGGUGAAUUUUAGGCUGCCGCAUCCGGAGCGCCUCUCGUCCCCCACCUCCUCCUCCUCCUCUUGCUCCUCUUCCUCCUCCUCCCCCGUCUCGGCCAAAUCCAUGCGGUUUAUUUGGAACAACAUUUUCAGCAAAGGAUCGCAUAUGCUGCAGUGUCUUUGUGGCAGGAGCCUCAAGAAAAACAAGAACCCAACUGAACCACAGCUGAAGGGCAUAGUGACCAGGUUGUUCUGCAGACAGGGCUUCUAUCUCCAAAUGGGCCAGGAUGGAAGUCUGGACGGGACCAAAGACGACAGCACCAACUCCUCUCUGUUUAACUUAAUUCCUGUGGGUCUGAGAGUCGUGGCCAUCCAAUCAGUCAAGACUGGUCUCUACAUCGCCAUGAACGGAGAGGGUCACCUCUACUCCUCGGAACUGUUUACAGCAGAGUGUAAGUUUAAGGAGUCGGUGUUCGAGAACUACUAUGUGAUCUACAGCUCGAUGCUCUACAGACAGAAGGAGUCGGGUCGGGCCUGGUUCCUGGGCCUCAAUAAAGAGGGACAGGCCAUGAAGGGCAACAGGGUCAAAAAGACCAAACCAGCUGCACACUUCCUGCCUAAACCUAUAGAAGUUGCGAUGUACCGAGAGCCUUCGUUGCAUGACGUAGGAGAGGCGGUGCCUAAGCUCGCCGUGGGCCCGCCUUCCAAAAGCACAACCAGCGAACCGGUGGUCAUGAACGGCGGCAAACCAGUCAACAAACCCGACAAGGAGGAGACAUAACCCCACCCCCCUUUUUAACCUCCCCCUGGCUGGACAAGCCUCAGACUCGCCCCACUGCUGCGCUCUCAAACAACACAAACUGCAACUAAAAGGUAACAAAACAAACAGCUUCAGUUCUGACUGGUCAGCAGUGGGGCCGCGACAUCCCGCCUCUCCUCCCUCCCUAUUGGACAGAUCCGGCGUCGGGGAGGCCGCAGGGACCGAAAGAAGACGAUAAAGUCAGGUCAGUGCCGGCCAGAUAUUUUUGAACUGGGACAGUGGCGUGACCUCGCAUGGGAGACAAAAGGACUUCUUGAGAAUGUUAACGAACAAACAAAAAUCUGAAAAAAACAUCGUCCUCACCGGUAUUUUUCUGUGACAAUCUGUAAGACUGAGGCCCCACGUUUCCCUCCUGAUAGCACUGUUUUCUGUUCCCAGGUACGCUCGCUCGCCGGUGGCAACAGACACACAUGCACACCCACCCUCCCACCCCACCCAAAAUCGACCACUCGGAUGCGAUCUUAGAGUAAAUAAAGAGCAGAUUAAAAACAUCAGCAAACAUCGGGCGAGGAGAAUACUUUAAACACCAAACACCGAUGAUUCAGAGGAUGCUUAGUCAUCGAUCAAUUCACAUUUGGCACAGGAUGUUCUCUACUAAGCUGACAAUGAAAUGUAAAAGGUAAACACACCUAUAGAUCUUCCCUAAGUUUGAUCAUAUAUGUUUCAAAGAGAGAGUUCCUAUUUGAGACCACAUAGCUUAAAGCAUGUCUGACCUUUCAGUAUGACUUUAUUAUCUGUCUGUUACUUAUUAUUCUGCGCACACAAAGCACUAGUGAUUAUCGAGCUACGUUGUUGUACAGAUACAAACCUGAUUUUAGUUUCUGCUUCUGUUUUACUUUCCUGUCUCUUUGUCAUGGUUUCCACAUCACGGACACAAGUGUAGCUCAGGAGAGGAGGAGAUCAAUCGACAAACGAAGCGCUUUGGCAUCAAGUUGCUCGAAUCAGUGUGUAGCCGAGUGCCGAAACCACAACGAUUUCCACAGAUUCCCUGUUUGUAGCAACACGGAGAGUUAUAGGAGGCAUGGUAGCAGUCAGUGUUUACAUGGAGUAGCAGAUAUCGUCGAGUGAGGUUUAACACAGAUGGCGUUCCUUGUCAUGAGGAGCCCGGUAGGACUUUACUUCUGCUGCCUUCCCAAGUACUUAGGUAGGAAUGAGGGUAAGUGAACACAGGGUAAAUGAUGUCAAAGCCACUAUGAGUAAAAUCUGAUCCUCUAUUUGACUUUUUUGGAGGUUUUCAUUGGUCUGAUUAUCCCUCAGAAACCGAAAGCCCGUCUAAUUGGGUCGGAUAAUGAUGUUUCGCCGCAGGUCUCCAGCAGCAGUGGAAGCAUUCAGAUCGUCUAUGAAAUUAAAAGUACAAUAUCACACCGUAAUUUUCCAGAAAAAGUCUCAUAUUCGAAAGCACAAAGUACAAAAAGGUAUUAUUAACUAAAUAUAUGUUGUAAAAUAUAAGCGUCAAAAGCAACAAAGAUUGCCCCAGGGACUAAUUUGAGUUGUGCAGUGAUGCCCCACUCCCAGUGCUCCUGCCACAUUUGACCCUCCUGUUGUCUUCAUUUACGGGCACUAAAAAAUAUUGCUUCCUUGUCUGAAAAAAAUCAAAAAAUUCAGCAAAAAAAUUCCCCAAAUUUCGGAAAAUUUGCAAAACCUUCAGGAAGAAAAUUCUAAUAAUUCCUUAAAACUUUCCCUUAAAAUUUGUAUUUUUUAAAAAAAAUACCCCAAAUGUGGCAAGAAAAUUCUUGUAAAUAUUUUCAAAAAAUGAGUAAAAAUCUUCCAACUUUAAAACGGGUCAAUUUUGACCCGCAGGACGACACGAGGGUUAAAACGCUGAAUGGAAGUCUUAAUCCACUUGCAUAGACAGCACACUUCAGACUCUGUCAAACUGACCCAACGUUUAUGUUGAGGAUUAUCGUCAGUGAUGGGAGUUGUGACGACGGCUACGAAUAGUCUUCAGCGGUCUUAAAGAUUGAAGAAAGUCAGGAUGCUCACGGCUCUGUUUGGCAUUCACAUGGUUGUGCACCGGGAAUUCGUCCCCAAGGAUCGGGCUGUCAACACAGAGUUCCAGUGUAACGUCCUGAGGCGUCUAAGGACGAACAUUUGGUGCAAACAACCUGAACCGUGCCGUUGUGCCAAGACAUGCCCACUCACAACGUGUUGAAAAGGCACAGGAUUUUUUUGCAGCACCGACACAAUCGUAGCUUCCCACUCACACCAGAUCUGGAGCCGUGGAACUUCUUCCUCAAAGUUAAAUUCAAGUUCAGGGAUCACUUUUUUGACAGUGGAGGAGGUCCUGCGAUCGUCGCAAAUGGUGCUUUAAGACCACAAGUUCCAGAGAGCGUUACAAAUGUGGCAGGAGCACUUGAAGCAGUGUAUUGCUGCAUGGCUUAAAUUUAAAUCAGGUGGGUCAAUAUAUAAUUGAGGGACUCUUGAAGUCCAUGGGAUAUGUCUUGCAUACAUUUUUAUUAAAAGUUUAAAAAAACUAAUGUUUUUAUGUUCAUUAUGAUGAUGUCUUUACAAAUUCCAUAAUUAUUUAUUAUGGAAACAAUCACUGAUUAAUAAAAAAAAUGACUGGAUAUCACUAAAAUGUCAACUAUGAUACAAAAAGUCCAGCAAUUAUAUGUUAACCCGUCGAGAAUGACUUGAAAAUGAUCCAUAUAUAUGGAAAAUUAGUCCACAAUAACAUGAAAUUUGUCCUAAACGACUCGAAAAUUAUCCCAAGACACAAAAAUGAGCCAAAAUGACAGGAAAAGAUCCAAGCUGAUUUGAAAAUUGUCCAAAAAGUUCAAAAGUCCCACAAUUCUACACUGACCCAGGUACGGCUUUUACUCUUUCCAGACGCAGACUCUGAACUUCACGAUCACACCUUGUAUAUGCGUCUCUUUGACAUUUCUAAAGUGUUAACAGCAUCUCAAUGCUUCACUGUGCAGAUAAGCAUUUGCACCUGCUCAAUAUAAAGGUGGUUUUAACUGCAUUACUUGCAGUUUAACAGCUUAGUCCAACAGUUUUCAAUCUAGGGGUCGUGCACACCUUCAAAGGGAUGCAAGAUAAAAGAAGGUAGUAAAUAGGAAAAGUUCUGCAGCACAAGUCCAUCUUAAUUUUUUUGACUUUUCUCCAAUAUUUGCCUCUAAAGGUAAUUAAAAGACACCCUUUGAGACAUUUAAAGGUCAAAUCAGACUUUGGUGGAGGUUCUUCCAACUCGUAGACCGAUGAAACGAGACAAAGGCUUAUCCUGUGACUUUAUAAAUGUAAAAUCAGGAUAUGAAAUUAAGUUAUUGUCGUUACUUUCCACAACUGAUUGGAGAUCUGUGUGUCAGCAGACUAUCAGAAGAUCGCACUUACCCAUAGUGGCUUUACAUUAACCUACAUAAUGGCCUAUAAAAUACGUUUAGUUUACUUAAAAGCAUUAGAAACCGGGUUUUGAUAGAAAACCGCCACAACCUAAACAGCACACAUCGAUUACAGCGUUGAAUAAAGCUGUCAUCACAUCCAAACACUGAUAUAUGGGUUUUUGCAGACAGCUCGAGUACAAGGUAGAAAAUCAAAGAAAUGAAACCAAAUAGAUUCCCGUGCUUCGCCCUCUCACUGUGACAGUCAACAAUCUGUUCUGGACUUGAAUCCUGUUCAGUGUUUACUCAUCUCUCCUUGACAGCAGGACGAGACGCCAAUUAACUCCUGAAGAAGUUACACCAACCAGUAGUCGCUCAUAUCACUGAGGAGAUAUUAAUACUGUGAUCCCACACUUCAAAUUAACGACAAUGAGGCAGACGCAAAUUAAUAGAUUCUGCCAGGCUCAGGACAACAGCAGCUUUUUAAUCGAUGAAAACAGACACUGUGCAUCUCUCUUGCUUCUGAUCGCGAUUUUGGGCAAAGUAGCCGCUUUGCAUUUUAAUCACAUGAUUGAAACGCCGUCCUGUUCGCUGAGGAUGAACGACUUUCCGCUGAUUUUACCACAACUCCAAAAGAGCGACGAGACAAAGCAGGCGCCCGACAAAAAAAAUCAAGGCUAUAUGAUUAAUUCACGGUUGUUCUUUCAUCAAACGAGCGCUGGCCUCCCCAGCCUCGGCAACAGGUAACGCAGCAGGUGAAACGCUGCUGAAUGUGUGCAAUGUGUCGUACAGUCGACAGCUCACAGUGUUUCUAGUUGACAUUUUUCAGAUUUUUUUUCCCUCGCAUACAGAACAUUUUUCUCUCCUCCGUUAGCUGUUAGUUGCCUUUGUGUUGAAAGAUGUGUGGUGGAGCAGCAACGCCACAUUACAUGAAUCUGUCCAAUCUGAUGUGGCCCUUAACCCUCGUGUCGUCCUGCAGCUCAAAACUGACCCGGUUUAAAGUUUAAAAUGUGGAAAAAAAUAUAUUUUCACAGUGAAACUUCUCAUGUCCACAUUUUCAACAUUUUUGGGAAAUCUUUGAACAUUUUUUGGUGGAAAAAAACAAAUGUUAAAAAUGUUUCUUAAGAACAUUCACAAAAAAAACCAACUAAAAUCCAGUGGAUUUCGCUGGAUUUUGGUUGAUUUUUAUGUGAAUGUUCUUAAAGAAAAUAUUAGAAGUUUUACUGAUAAAUAUUUAAUCACUUUAGAUAUUUUUAGGAUUUUUUUGGAAGAUUUUUAUUCAUUUUUUGAAAAUAUUUACAAGAAUUUUCUUGCAUAAUUUGGGGUAUUUUUUGUUGUUUAAAUAUAACUUUUAAGGGAAACUUUCAAUUAAUGAAUUAUUGGAAUUUUCUUCCUGAAGGCUUUGCAAAUUUUCAGGAAUUUGGGGAAUUUUUUGCUGAAUUUUUGGAUUUUUUUUUCAGACAAGGAAACAGUAUUUUUUGGUGCCAGUAAAUGAGGACAACAGGAGGGCUAAAUGCUGUUUCGAAAGAGGGGGGAAAAAAAGAUCCGAAUUUAGCAUUUAAACUGUUUUGUCACGUGAUCUUGAUGCUGGUAAUCUGCAGGUACUUGUGAAAUAUAUUCCAGAUGUUGAAUCAUCAGAAAAAAAAACGAGAUAGAGAGAGAAAAAAAGCAUUUGCUAACUGUGUGAGUGCCUCGCAUCCUCAGCCGAGCUGGAGAUGUGUGAUCCAGGACAGCUGUAGAUUCGUGUUAAACACUCAGCCUUCCUGGGAUCCGGCAGGGUUUACCCCAGAUCUCCCAAUCCUCAGAGCGAUUUGACUUCAGCUCUGUUCUGUCUAAUGUUGAUGAGGAAGAUGUUGUGCUCGUCUCGCGUCAAAGAAAUGUGGAUGUAACAUUUAUUGACUUCUUGUUGUGUCACACUAGGGGUUACUAGCAAAAAAAAAGUAGAAAAUAAACCCUGACAAUCAGGUCUGUGAACUCCUUUUUUAAUGUAUCCUGUGUUGUCUCAGCUGCCCGUGUCUACGCAGAACCUUUCCAGGAAUUAAUCCCACCGUAGAGGACUAUGUUUUCGUUGCAUUAGGAGAUACAGUCGGUAACUCCGGGACAGAGAAUUAUUAUCAAGCAGCUCAUUUGUCCCACACUGCUGGCAGAGGAAAGAGAUCAACUUAACAAAGGCAUCAAAUCUUUUCCCAUUCAGAGAGCCCAGCUUGUUAGGUUAGCAGUAGGGUUCCCGUCCUGUGAAAGCAGCUAUUAAAGAUCUGUGGGACGUGCUCAAGAAUUAAUGAGGGCUGAGGCCAGAGAAAAAUGGCCUGGUUUCCUGGCUGCUGACCAAAGACACUGCUGCAGUCGUGUUUCCAGGCUGGUAAUCACAGUUCCUGGUUCAAACAGUGAAGGCACAAUUACUGUCAGCGUCUCCGGAGAGAUUUCUCUCCACUGGUGGUUAGCCAGGUACCAGGUCUACAAUUAUGAAAUAUCUAAUGGCGAGCUCUGCACAGGAAGGGAGCGGCUGAUUUAAUUACAAGCGAGCAAUCAUGACGACGUGGGUCACUUUUAAUUUCCACACAUGAGCACCACUCAUGUUCCUCUGGCAGGUACACAUGUAGCCAUCUUACUCUGUCCUGCAUGAACUGUAGCUCCAAAUCAUCAGGCACAAAAUGAACACAAGACAAGACAUAAUAACACACAUUAAAAAAAAAAAGCCUUGGUGGCCCCGACCACCUCAGUGCAGGUGCACUUUAGACACAGGAACAUGGAAUGGUCGGCACUGCACUCAUGAUGUAGCUCGUCUCCCUCAGGUUUUCUUUGCCGAUUCUUUUUCCUGUUCCACUUUAUUCCUCUUACAAAAGACUGCCUUAUUACAUCCGAAUCUGAAACGAGACAGUAAACGCGCUCUCCUCCCAGCUGUUUCUCAUCCCACACACACACACACACACACACACACACACACACACACACACACACACACACACACACACACACACACACACACACACACACACACACACACACACACACACACACACACACACACACACACACACACACACACACACACACACACAGCAGAUACACACUCUUCAUCCUAUUUUACUUUUCAAUUAUCCUUUGAUCCCCAAUCUUCUGUUCACUGUAACUAUGCUAGCUUUUGCUCUCUGCUCGUUGUGUAAUCAUGCAGCCAGAGAACUUAUUCCCACCUCCUCUUUUCUCUUCCACAAACCCCGACUCCUCCUCCUCCUCCUCUCUCCGUUUGGACUGUUUCCCACUUGUUGCAUGGAUUUUAAAAGAGGAAGGAUGAUGGGGAGCUAAUGCAUGUGGUAAUGUAGGAAAUGUGUUUUCAAAACAAACAUUUACAGCGUAGCACCAGUAAAACUCUGCCUCUGGCUCAUUCCUGCCGUCAGUUUGCAAAAGCAGAGACGCUACGGGACAAACAUUUGUUUCAUUUGUACAUUCAGAUAUUAUACAUUUGCUUCCCAGUGGCAUUAGAAACAACCUACAAGAUAAACUGUUUUUACAUCAUAAUCCAUCAUUGCAAUCAUAAAGCAAAGGAAAAAUUAAUCUAAAUUACUUAAUAUUACUGAAAACUAAUUCAUGUCUCACAUCAACGUUGGCUAAAAAACAAAAACAAGGAAUUUGUUUGCUGUCCUUUGCUGCUUCUUUGAGCUCAGGAAGUUAUUUUGAACGUUGAAACAAAGAGGAAACUUCCUGAUUACUGUGUAAUGGUCUUGAAAAUACGGUAGACAAUCAUCUUAGACACAAAAAUAACACUGAGCAGGUGUUGAGUAUCAAAAACACAACAGACUCGGAGGAUCUUUUCCAUUAAAGAUUGUGCAGAUUUUUCUUUUCAAUCACUGACUGGGUUGUGGCAUGUGAAGCCAAUCAGGUACCAUUCUGACUUUUAUAUUAGUUGCGGAUGAAUAGUUGAAAAAUGAACUCAAGGAAAGAUGUGAAGGAGAAUUUGUGGGGACAUCUGAGAGAAUCUGACACUUCCAGAGGUCGUCAUGCAGCGUUGGCUGUUAACACGCCUCUGCUCUGAAUGGAGCUUUGUUUUCAAAUGUUGCUGCCCCAAGGAAUUGUUGGACAGCGUCAUUUCCUUUUGUAAAGGACGGACCGGUGUAUUCUCCUCUAGAGGAAGCACCGAAACACCUUUAUUUGCAUUUAGAAUCUUCCACCUGUUCUCAUCACGGCUGCUACUGAGUGACAUCCAUUUCAUUUAGUCAGUUAACAACCAUCCCAAUCAAACAACCUCAACUCAGGUUUGUAUUGACUUUAAUGGAAAAGAUCUUCCUUGGUGUUAACUAACCUGCUUCAUGUAGUUUUGUUCUUAAAUCACUGAAUCUCAACAUUCUUUGCGAAACACAUUUUUGCUGAGCUGGAACUAAAUAUCCAGGUUUGGUCUCUAAUACAGGGUAUGUAGGGUUUACAGAAACAAAUGUCUAGAAAUAUUAGACAUCCUAUAAUAAGUGUAUCUUCGUCUUCAAAGUUAGAUUUAGUUGCACAAAUGUGUGCAGAUGGACUAAAUAAAAGGACAACCUGUUGCAUCUUCUGAGUGCAAACCCUGCCAGCAAUGAGCCAAAAGCAGACUGUGACUGGUGCUGACCUGAAAGGAGAUUAUUCUGUCUGUCAGUAAAUGUACAGUUACCUUUACAUACAUAUUAUGCAAACAGAGUUUGUCUGCACUGUACAGUUUGUGUCCAAUCCAUUGUAUACACAGAAAAUAAUGAUAUUGAAUAAAGGAUUUAUAGAAAGGAA
Molecule: messenger RNA, 9944 nt
Organism: Amphiprion ocellaris (clown anemonefish)
Lineage: Eukaryota; Metazoa; Chordata; Actinopteri; Pomacentridae
Product: fibroblast growth factor 14-like
Exons: 5
Coding region: 580-1839 (419 amino acids)
Biological process (GO): cell differentiation; positive regulation of gene expression; fibroblast growth factor receptor signaling pathway
Cellular component (GO): cytoplasm
Molecular function (GO): growth factor activity; fibroblast growth factor receptor binding
Source: RefSeq, a predicted model, not a curated record